AUGUCGUCUCUAUCUCGUCGUGCAUGCUACAAGUGUGGCAACGUCGGCCACUAUGCAGAAGUCUGCACUUCGUCUGAACGACUGUGCUACAACUGCAAACAGCCUGGUCACGAAUCCAACCAGUGCCCGAUGCCGCGCACUACAGAAACUAAACAAUGUUAUCAUUGCCAGGGUCUAGGCCAUGUCCAAGCCGACUGUCCCACCCUGCGACUUAGCGGUGGCCCUGCAGGCGGUCGCUGCUACUCAUGCGGACAAAUUGGUCACCUCGCCCGCAACUGCCCUACACCUGGCGCGGGACCUGCCACUCGCGGCGGUCGUGGUGGCUAUGGCGGUGGCUUCCGCGGCGGUUACAACGUCGUCAACAACCGGGCUGCCACCUGCUACAAGUGCGGUGGACCUAACCAUUAUGCUCGCGAUUGUCAAGCACAAGCCAUGAAGUGCUAUGCUUGCGGCAAGCUUGGUCAUAUCUCAAGGGACUGCACCGCUCCCAAUGGCGGUCCAUUGAAUGCAGCUGGAAAGACCUGCUACAAGUGCGGUCAGCCCGGCCAUAUUAGCAAAGACUGCACUUCUACUGAAACCAAUGGUUCGGCUGUUGCUGUUCCAAAUGGAACUUCUGCUGAUGCUCCCGCAGCUGCACCUGCUGCAGAUGGCUCCGACAUCAAUGUCGCUGCGGCUGCCACUGCGGCGGUCGCAUAG
Messenger RNA from Exophiala oligosperma, 696 nucleotides. RefSeq lists its product as uncharacterized. Gene Ontology annotation, biological process: positive regulation of cytoplasmic translation. NCBI's taxonomy places the organism in Eukaryota, Fungi, Ascomycota, Eurotiomycetes, Chaetothyriales, Herpotrichiellaceae. The transcript has 3 exons. The record is from RefSeq and is a predicted model, not a curated record. Gene Ontology annotation, molecular function: translation regulator activity; mRNA binding; zinc ion binding. Gene Ontology annotation, cellular component: cytoplasm. The coding region runs from base 1 to 696 and encodes 231 amino acids.